Synchytrium microbalum is the source of this 2460-nucleotide messenger RNA. RefSeq lists its product as uncharacterized. The record is from RefSeq and is a predicted model, not a curated record. Gene Ontology annotation, cellular component: cytosol; nucleus; VCP-NPL4-UFD1 AAA ATPase complex. Gene Ontology annotation, molecular function: ATP binding; polyubiquitin modification-dependent protein binding; ATP hydrolysis activity. Gene Ontology annotation, biological process: autophagosome maturation; mitotic spindle disassembly; retrograde protein transport, ER to cytosol. NCBI's taxonomy places the organism in Eukaryota, Fungi, Chytridiomycota, Chytridiomycetes, Synchytriales, Synchytriaceae. The coding region runs from base 1 to 2460 and encodes 819 amino acids. The transcript is spliced from 9 exons.
AUGUCGAAUCCAGGAAAGGGCAAGCUCCCUGAAGUCAACCCAUCGGAUCUCUCGACAUCCAACCCAAAUGACACCUCAUUGGCCAUCCUGAAAAAGAAGGCAUCUCCAAACAAGUUGGUCGUUGAUGAUGCUGCAAACGAUGAUAACUCCGUUUGCGCUCUUCAUACUACUACUAUGGAGGCACUGCAACUAUUCAGAGGCGACACUGUCUUGGUAAAGGGCAAGAAGCGUCGUGAUACAGUCCUCAUUGUCUUGGCCGACGAUGAAGUCGAACCUGCCAAGAUUCGCAUCAACAAGGUCGUGCGAAACAAUCUACGAGUCCGUUUGGGAGAUGUCAUCUCAGUCCAUGCUUGUCCAGACAUCAAAUACGGCAAACGCAUCCACGUACUUCCAAUCGAUGAUACGAUCGAAGGCUUGGAUGGCAAUCUCUUUGACAUCUUCCUCAAACCGUACUUUUUGGAAGCAUAUCGUCCAGUUAGGAAGGGUGAUACAUUUGUAGUACGUGGUGCUAUGAGGGCUGUGGAAUUUAAAGUAGUAGAAUCUGAUCCAGCUCCCUACUGUAUUGUUGCUCAAGAUACCGUAAUCCACUGUGAAGGCGAUCCAAUCAAACGAGAUGAAGAAGAAGCCAAUCUCGCUGAUGUCGGUUAUGAUGAUAUUGGUGGAUGUCGUAAACAGUUGGCUCAAAUCCGUGAAAUGGUUGAACUCCCUCUCCGUCACCCUCAACUCUUCAAAUCUAUUGGUAUCAAACCGCCUCGUGGUGUACUCAUGUAUGGUCCUCCUGGUACUGGUAAAACUUUAAUCGCUCGUGCAGUCGCCAACGAAACUGGUGCCUUCUUCUUCUUGAUCAACGGACCAGAAAUCAUGUCGAAAAUGGCUGGUGAAUCUGAAAGUAAUUUACGAAAGGCAUUUGAAGAAGCUGAAAAGAAUUCUCCAUCUAUUAUCUUCAUCGAUGAACUGGAUUCUAUUGCUCCAAAGCGUGAGAAGACGAAUGGUGAGGUCGAACGUCGUGUCGUCUCACAAUUGUUGACGCUGAUGGACGGCUUAAAGGCUCGAUCGUCAGUGGUCGUUAUGGCAGCAACCAAUCGUCCCAACUCUAUCGACCCUGCCCUCCGUCGAUUUGGUCGAUUCGAUCGUGAAGUAGAUAUCGGUAUACCAGAUCCCACUGGCCGUCUUGAAAUUCUUCGGAUCCAUACAAAGAAUAUGAAGCUCUCCGAUGACGUCGACUUGGAGCAAAUUGCUUCAGAGACUCAUGGUUAUGUAGGUUCUGAUAUGGCCGCUCUCUGCUCAGAAGCUGCUAUGCAACAAAUCCGUGAAAAGAUGGAUUUGAUUGAUUUGGAUGAAGAAACUAUUGAGGCUGAAGUACUAGAUGCUUUGGCUGUCACCAUGGAGAACUUCCGAUAUGCUUUGGGUACAUCAAACCCAUCUGCCCUCAGAGAAACCAUUGUCGAAGUACCAAAUGUACACUGGGAAGAUAUUGGAGGCUUGGAAAAGGUCAAGCAGGAAUUGCAAGAAACUGUGCAAUAUCCAGUAGAACAUCCAGAAAAGUUCUUGAAGUACGGUAUGUCACCAUCCAAAGGUGUCUUGUUCUACGGUCCCCCUGGUACUGGUAAAACUCUACUGGCUAAAGCUAUUGCCAAUGAAUGUCAAGCAAACUUCAUCUCCAUCAAGGGUCCUGAACUCUUGACCAUGUGGUUUGGUGAAUCCGAAGCCAAUGUCCGUGAUGUAUUCGACAAGGCACGAGCUGCUGCACCAUGUGUCAUGUUCUUUGAUGAACUUGACUCUAUCGCAAAAGCUCGUGGGGGCUCAUCUGGUGAUGCUGGUGGAGCUGGUGAUCGUGUACUCAAUCAAAUACUUACUGAAAUGGAUGGUAUGAAUGCCAAGAAGAACGUCUUUGUCAUCGGAGCUACCAAUCGUCCGGAUCAAAUUGAUCCUGCUCUAUUACGUCCUGGUCGUCUUGAUCAGUUGAUUUAUAUUCCGCUCCCGGACCAAGCAGCUCGUACCCAAAUUCUUCAAGCUACCUUACGAAAGUCUCCAAUCGCCAAGGAUGUCGACUUGAACUUCAUGGCUUCAAAGACCAACGGAUUCUCUGGUGCUGACUUGGCUGAAAUCUGUCAGCGAGCUUGUAAAUUGGCCAUUCGUGAAUCCAUUGAAAAUGAUAUCAAACGCGAGAGGGGCCAGAAGGAAGCAGCUGCUCGUGGUGAAGAAGUCAUGGAUACUGAAGAAGACGAAGUCCCAGAAAUCACUCGUGCCCACUUUGAAGAAGCUAUGAAGUUUGCACGUCGGUCAGUCAGUGACAAUGAUUUGCGCAAAUAUGAAAUGUUUGCACAAAAUUUGCAACAAACUUUGGGUGUACGAGGUGCCUUCAAAUUCCCUGAGGGUGGAGCUGCCAAUGGAGCUGCUGCUGGUACACAAAAUGGCUUCCAAGAAAAUGCCAACGCUGAUGACGACCUCUACAGUUAA